UUGACCCUCGUAUAGUUGUAAAGCGAUCCAGUUGGAGUUGCCUAACUGUAAAAGUUGUAGUAACUAGUCGUAAUUAUUGAUUGUUUGAUCCGCUAACAGUACGUUAGCAACUAUUCAUAGAUAGCAAAACGUAAACAGUUUCGGAAUCGAGGAAAAAAUGGCUCAGGACAAAUUUGAUUUACGAAAAGUGCAUGACAGCUUCGAACUUUGCCUGGUUGGCAACAACGAGGAAGAUGUUUUGCUGGAUCCGUAUUUGGAAGCGUUCAAGGAACUCUACAAAUUUUUCUCGCUGAUGGGAACCGUGUUUGGAUUCGUCAGCAGUGACGUCAAAGAAAAGGUGGAGAUCCUGGAGAAGCUUCGUAAGCACGCGGACCAUGGCGAGCACUUUGAAUCGGUGCAAAGCAUGAUGAACUACGAACAGGACGGCAGCUUGCUCACUAAAAAGGAUUAUGUUUCGGGCAGUCGGACAUUGUUACGGCUUCAUCGAGGACUAGACUUCAUUUACCUAUUUCUGAAACGAUUGGGUGAGCUGGAGAGCGCGAAUGCUAAUACCUGUGCCGUCUGUCAAACGGCUUACAACGAAACGUUGGCCCAGUACCAUCCAUGGUUGAUCCGAAAGGGGGCCGUCAUGGCCAUGUAUGCCAUGCCCAGUCGGGACCAGCUGCUAGAAAAAGUGUGCUUGGAUGCGAGCGUGGCGAUCAAGUUACUGCCGGAGAUGUUGACCGUGGCCCGUCAAGUGUACGAUAGGACGCAGGAGCUUUACACAAAGUAUGAUCUGCACGGUCUGCCGUAGGGAAAGAUCAAGUGUUGAGCAUCACUAUACUUAUUGCGAAAGACAGGACCAUGCUAGACGAUCAUUGAUUUUCGAGUCGAUUGUACAAGUUUUAUUUUAGGCCUUCAUUGUGAUAGCUGAAGUAUUUUAUUUUCAUUGUUUUAAGUUGUACCUAGGCAAAUGUUGAUAUCAAUUUUGAAAGUGUU
Messenger RNA from Armigeres subalbatus, 978 nucleotides. RefSeq names its product ceramide-1-phosphate transfer protein. The record is from RefSeq and is a predicted model, not a curated record. Lineage: Eukaryota; Metazoa; Arthropoda; Insecta; Diptera; Culicidae. Gene Ontology annotation, cellular component: cytoplasm. Gene Ontology annotation, molecular function: lipid transfer activity. The transcript has 3 exons. Bases 158 to 793 code for a protein of 211 amino acids. Gene Ontology annotation, biological process: intermembrane lipid transfer.